This is a messenger RNA of Dendroctonus ponderosae (mountain pine beetle), 2642 nucleotides long. It is a transcript of the gene Ccn, whose product is annotated as CCN family member 2. Lineage: Eukaryota; Metazoa; Arthropoda; Insecta; Coleoptera; Curculionidae. Gene Ontology annotation, molecular function: heparin binding; integrin binding. The transcript has 9 exons. The coding region runs from base 845 to 1993 and encodes 382 amino acids. Gene Ontology annotation, cellular component: extracellular matrix. The record is from RefSeq and is a predicted model, not a curated record. Gene Ontology annotation, biological process: cell adhesion; signal transduction.
UCGGGAACUACUAACUUUCAGUUCAGACAAAUUUACAUAAAAUGCAAUAUUUUUGGCUAAACUCUAUGCCAGUGAAUUUGUCACAUUAGUUGAAGACCACCCUGUACAGAAUGGCCACAAAUAAAAAUAUGCGAGGAAAAUAUAUACAUAUUUACAUUGCGAGAACGGUAUCUGCAAGGGCUUCUGUAACUUUUCCGCAUGAGAUGACGUGAUUCAGUGAAUUCGCUCAGUACAAAACGACUUUCGGAGUAAAAGCGCUUUAAAGCUAGGAAUUUGCACACACAGAUAAUAACACACGUUUAUGCAAAAUUCCAUUGGCCUAACUUUUCCAAAUAUGGCUUGAAGUUCAUUAAUUUCAGAAAAAUCUGAAUAUCAAUAAUCGCAUUAAUAUUUCUUAGUUUUCUCACGAUAUUGGCAAUAAUAAACAACCGUUUUUCUAUAGUGGAUUGUUCCUAUAACCGCAGUGAGCGGCUUGGAAAAUCCUAGCUUUCAAUAAAAUAAACUUGCAAAUAACGGAUUACUGACUUUAGCUCAUUUUCAUUAAUUGUCACAUGGCACAUGCGUAAGAACGAGACAAUUUUCACCCUUCAGGAAAAACAUGCAGUGAGGUUUCAACGGUUUCGGUGGAAACUAGGGCUUGUACAAACCGCGUUCGAUUGGAAAACUCGUAAAGUUCUCUAGGACCAUUUGAACUAGUGGUGUGUCGAACAGUUGACAAUUUUCACGAGUUUGGUUUUCAUGCAACUGAGCUGGUGGAUUGAAUACUCAGCAUAGACUGUUUUGGGAUCGUUAUCGUUUCAUGUGCUCUUGUGCAUGCUAACGAUGCUGCUUUAGCUCUGGAUUUAUGGCAAGAUACCGUUCAGCAAUGGUGUACAAAUCAAUAAUCUUUAUAGGAUUUCUAAGCGUUGUGCAAAUCGCUGCGGGGCUCAGGAACCGGAAAAGAGACAUUCGAGUUGUAUUCGAGCGGAACGACGAAACAAUUUAUCCUUGUCCAAAUCCAUGCAGCUGUCCUCGAACUGAAGGAGAAUGCACAGAUUGCAGUCAUUGUCUAAUGCAGCUCGGAGAGCCCUGUAGCCAGGAAAGUCCUUGCGAUUUGCAAAAGGAACUAAUUUGUAAAUUUAAGAAUGGGGACUCCGAAGGAACAUGCACAGAGUCAUCCGGAGUCCCAUGCAUCGUUUACAACAGAACCUAUGACCAUGGAGAGACGUUUAAUCUGGACUGCAGAACGCAGUGUACUUGCCAAAAUGGCACAUAUGGUUGUUCCUCUUUAUGUCCUCAAGAACACAUAUCGCCUAGAGAAUGUCAGCACCCGCGAUUGGUAGACGUUACUGGUCAGUGCUGCAGAGAGUGGAUGUGUGAUAGUAGAACAGCAGAGCAACCUCCGUCGUGUCAGCCGUCGUUCUCCAGGUGGUCGACAUGUUCCAGUGAGUGCGGUUCUGGUUUAUCCUCCAGAAAAUCAAAUUUCAACUCUAAAUGUAUUCCUGAAACUGAAACCAGAAUAUGUCAGACAAGAAGAUGUCAAGAUGAGUUUUACGUUGCCGCACAUAGAAAAUAUCAUCAUCUUCGAAAAGGACACGAGUGUAAAGCCACCCAUCGCAUAAGCGAACCAGUAUUUCUACGCUUUGGGCCAUGUCGAAGCAGAAAAAGAUUCAGACCAAAGUAUUGCGGUCUUUGUCCAUUAACAGGAACUGAUUGCCAACCAACGCUCAGUACCACCGUUAAUGUGGAUUUUAUAUGCGAAGGUUCAGGCUUGGCCGAAAAUAGCUCCGAAUUACUACCCGAAUACAUAGAGCCAGCGGCUGAUUUUUGGGCGGAUGAAUUUCCUCCUAAAUACGACUCAGAUGAUUCACGAUUGUUAACCGUCCUUGUGCAAUGGAUUCUUAAAUGCCGCUGUACCACCACGACUCCAAAGGCCAUUACACUUCAAAAAACCUAUGGAAAUGCAAUCGACGUAGAUGAGGAUAUCGUUUUGCACCGAGUACAUAGAACUUAGGUUAACCGAGAUUAGCAGCCACUACAUAGAACAGUUUGUUAUAAAUCAGCUUUUGAUGAAACUACUUAAAUCAAAUGUCUUGUAUGAAAAAUUCGAAAUUUGGAAAAAUUAUAUCAAAAUAACAACGAUGCAAUAUCAGUAUUGCAUCAUUGUGAAAACAGAAUUUAAAGACCUCGACCAGUAGGUGAGUUAAUGUAACUUUGUACUACAGAUAACUGCAGUAAUCUGCAAAAUUAAGAAGAACUAAGAAACUGGAGUUCCACAAUUUGUAAUGUUCAUAGCCACCUAUUUCAGCAUAUCAAUCGUCUCAAAGGCAGAUGUAAGUACGUGUAGACGUGUAGGUCAAGAGUAUUGUGAUAAUGCAAUUAGCCGUACAACCGAUUUUUAAAUCUUUUUCGAUUCAUAUCAACCAAUAUCAUAAUCUUGGCAUUCCAAAUAUUUUGACAAUAAAUUAUAUAUAUUUGGAAACACAAAUGGUUAUUUAUUAUUGGAUAAGGACACUAGGAGUGGAAAUUUCGUUUAUUUGAAAGAGAAAACCAUUGUCGAGGUUAAUUAAUGUUACGUGUCUAGAAGCAUCACGAAACGUUACUGAAAAUGCUUGGAUAGCUAAAAGUGCCCGAUGUUUCGACGCAUUAUUCGGGCCUUUCUC